AUGGAUGGAUCAAACAAAAAUCCAUACCAGCAGCCAGCAGAUGCGGUUUGGUUCGUCACCGGAUGCUCCUCAGGCAUUGGCCAAUCUCUGGCCCAGCUCAUCGCCAAAUAUCCCAACCGUAUCGUGGCGACUGCACGCAAUCCGGCCACUCUGUCCGCCAUCCCAGAUGGUGCCAAUAUCCUGAAAUUGGCAUUGGAUGUCACCUCAGUUUCAUCAAUUGAGGCUGCACUGAGCCAGACCCUGACUAAGUUCGGUCGCAUUGACAUCCUCGUCAACAACGCUGGCUACACUCUGGUGAGAUACUGA
Aspergillus chevalieri is the source of this 306-nucleotide messenger RNA. RefSeq names its product putative secondary metabolism biosynthetic enzyme. Bases 1 to 306 code for a protein of 101 amino acids. The transcript has 2 exons. The record is from RefSeq and is a predicted model, not a curated record. NCBI's taxonomy places the organism in Eukaryota, Fungi, Ascomycota, Eurotiomycetes, Eurotiales, Aspergillaceae.